CCUUUAACCCACGGGAUGCUGAUUAACCAGGCGGCCAAUAGGCGGCUGGGCGGAACCGCGCCCCUCCGAGGGCCGCAGGACACCGCUGGGAGCAGCGCUGCUCCCGGGAGCCAUGGAGCGGCCGGUGCGAGUGCGGACUUGGGUGAAGGAGAACCAGGACUCCUUCCUGCCCCCCGUCUGCAACAAGCUCCUUUCCCCUCUUUGUUGGCAGGCGUGAGCACACGCACACACAUGCUUACACACAAACACAUGCGCGCACACACACGGAUACACACGUGCGUGCGCAUACACACGCACAUGCUGGGGUCCAGCCCCAGCAGGUCCAGGGGUUCCCCAAGGUGUGGACGGAGUCGGCGAAGAAGGAAGGACACGGAGACAGCGUUCAGGCAUAAGGAGCAGCUCAAAGUCAUGUUCAUCGGGGGCCCCAACAUCAGGAAGGACUACCACAUCGAGGAGGGUGAGGAGGUGUUUUACCAGCUGCAGGGCGACAUGGUCCUCCAAGUCCUGGAGCGAGGGAAACACCGGGAUGUGGUCAUCCGGCAGGGAGAGAUAUUCCUCCUGCCCGCUGGGAUCCCCCACUCUCCACAGAGGUUUGCCAACACGGUGGGGCUGGUGAUUGAGCGGAGGCGGCUGAAAACCGAGCUAGAUGGGCUCAGGUACUACGUAGGAAACACCACGGAUGUCCUGUUUGAGAAGUGGUUCUACUGCGAGGACCUCGGCACACAGCUGGCCCCCAUCAUCCAGGAAUUCUUCAGCUCUGAGCAGCACAGGACAGGAAAGCCCAUCCCUGACCAGCUGCUCAUGGACACGCCGUUCCCCCUGAGCACACGAUCCGUCAUGGAGCCCAUGUCCUUGGAGGCCUGGCUGGCUGGCCACCGCAGGGAGCUGCAGGGGGGCGCAUCCCUCAACCUGUUUGGGGACACCUAUGAGACCCAGGUGAUCGUCCAUGGACAAGGCAGCAGCAAAGGCUGGAAGCAGAACGUGGACAUGUGGCUGUGGCAGCUGGAGGGCUCCUCUGUGGUGACCAUGGGGGGACAGCACCUGAGCCUGACCCCCGAUGAAAGCCUCCUGGUGCCAGCCAGGACUGAGUACUCCUGGGAGCGAGGGCAAGGCUCUGUGGCCUUGGCUGUGACUCAAGACCCUGCCCGCAAGAAGCCCCUGGGGUGAUCGUCCUGCUGCAUGUGCACAGCGCCACCCCUGCCGAAACUACUUCUUUCCCGGCCCCCACUGCUUCUCAGUCUACUGCUGCUGAGUGCCUCGGCGGCCCCUCCCCCCACCGGGCCCUGGACAUCAUUGUCUUUCAUCCUCCUCCGGUCCUCAUCCUCUCGUCCCAGACUCUCCCCCUCUCCUCUACAGCCCUCAGCCCCCUGCCCCACACAGUUCGGUCAGGUGGUCUGUCCCUGAGUCUGGGCUGCCUCUCCGUCUCUCUGUCCUCACAGCCUCAGUUCACUACUUGUCUGCCACCCAGAAGGCCCUCAAUAAAGGCUUCCUGGUGGAUGAGCGCCCGUGGGUCUGCAAGGACACAGGCUGUGGUCGAUGGCUGACCCCAUGUGCUCACGUGACUGUAAUCUGCAGUGUUCAUGCACCGGGUGACUGUGAAGGGUGUCCCUGCUUGUAGAGGGGCUUUCAUCACUGUGCCUGUGGCCUGGUCCACAUGGGCCAGGUGUUUGUCCUGGAGGCACAGAGAAUGUUGUCUCUCUGCCUCUUUCUCACGUAUUUUCUUAACAUAAUUUUUAAAAUAGCAUCAGUUAGGUUUUUCCUCCCAAUAACAGGAGUGAUUUCUGCUAGUU
Messenger RNA from Myotis brandtii (Brandt's bat), 1790 nucleotides. RefSeq names its product 3-hydroxyanthranilate 3,4-dioxygenase (gene HAAO). The record is from RefSeq and is a predicted model, not a curated record. NCBI's taxonomy places the organism in Eukaryota, Metazoa, Chordata, Mammalia, Chiroptera, Vespertilionidae. The transcript is spliced from 11 exons. Gene Ontology annotation, biological process: 'de novo' NAD+ biosynthetic process from L-tryptophan; quinolinate metabolic process. Gene Ontology annotation, cellular component: cytoplasm. The coding region runs from base 16 to 1167 and encodes 383 amino acids. Gene Ontology annotation, molecular function: 3-hydroxyanthranilate 3,4-dioxygenase activity; iron ion binding.